GAAGUUUGGCGCUAAAAAAAAAAAAAGAAGCAGUUGUUCCUCAGCUCCUGUUGUCUGGAACGGAACGGAACGGAACGGAACGGAACGGAACUACAAGAGCCACACACACCGGGUCGGAUCCUGCUUCACGUUAACCUGUUUAUCUCACGGAGGAAGCUGAUCUCAAUGAGACGCGGAAGCCUUCUGGUACUGGACUUUAAGAUACUCUAUUGUAAAUAUAUGAUAUAUAUAUUUAACCGGCAGUUGUUGUAACCUGUAGAGCUUCCUCUGCACUCUGUGACGGGACAAAGGAUAACAACACCGGCUAGUCCGCCGUAAUUUACGGAGUCAUAUUAUUAGAAAAUACAGCUGAAUUGUCCGUUCGUCCCAUGCGUUUUGCAUUUAAUAGAUGGAUCUCAGCGGUGUGAGUGGCCCCUGAAUUAUUUUUCUUUUCUUUACGUAAGUGAAGUAACAUUCGCAGGGCAGAGACACAUAUUCACACAAAGCCGAUAGCAGCAGCAGCAGCUUGCUGUAACGGGGCAUCGACGGAGCGGAGCAUCGAUCGCUGUGUUUAGCGACCAGCUUGACCAAUCCGGUUGAAUUGAGUUUACUCGGCAAAAAUGAUGCGGAUGCCGAAAGGCGUCUCUCCGGCAUCGGGUCGGCCAGUCGCUGGGCUGUCAUGCCCUCAGCAGAAGAUAAAGGUGUUGUCCACCGGAGGAGUGAAGACCGAGUUCUUCAGCACCGGGCUGUCCAGCCCGCCGAUGAGCACGGUACCGGCAGGCUAUUUCACCCAGAUCUGCAACACCGCGGCGGCCGAACAAAGAGCCAACAGCCUGUAUUCAACCCCCCACGGACCAGAGGCUAAACCCAUCAGAUCAUCCUCCGGGCGACUGCCGGCUAAAAGGAAGCUGGAUCUAGAGGACCCUCUUUACCUUCCAGAGUUCCGCACACCAAAAGGCAAAGGCAGCAUUACAGCCAGGAUACCAAGUCCAAGGACUCCAAAGUCUCCAGGCGAGCGGACACGGUACGACACGUCCUUGGGCCUGCUGACCAAGAAAUUUGUGGGUCUGAUCGCGGAGUCUCCUGAUGGAGUUCUUGACCUCAACUGGGCCACUGAGGUUCUGGAGGUCCAGAAGAGGCGCAUCUAUGACAUCACCAAUGUCCUGGAGGGAGUCCAGCUUAUCCGAAAGAAGUCCAAGAACAACAUCCAGUGGCUGGUUGGAGACGUAUUUGAGGGUGGCGCAGGGGGAGGAGAGAAGGCUUGCUCCCUGAGGAAAGAACUUGGAGAACUGGAGAGAGUAGAAAGAUCUCUGGAUGAACUGAUCCACUCCAGCACCGCACAGCUCAAACAACUCACCGAAUAUGAAGACAAUAAGAGGUUAGGCUAUGUGACAUAUCAGGACAUUCGCUCCAUCGGCACUCUCCGAGACCAGACAGUCAUUGCCGUCAAGGCCCCCGCUGACACCAAACUGGAAGUGCCAGACACGGCUGGGCAGGGAUCAUUACAGAUCUAUUUAAAAAGUAAGAAUGGCCCCAUUGAAGUCUACCUGUGUCCAGAGGAGGGUCUUGAAGAUGCCAGCCCAGUUAAGAGCGCUGUCACCCCUAAAAAGGAGUUCCCUCAACCCCUCGGCCCUCCAACUGCAACCACAAUGGCGCCGCCGAACUACUGCAUCAAAGAGGAGUCUGCUGAAUUUAACAUAUCUACAGCAGCUGAAGCCACCUCCUCUGCUGCAGCCUCCACUCUGCUGGAUGUCGAGGGUCUGCUGGGUUUGCCCCCCAGCCUGCUCCAGAUGACAGAGGACCAACUGCCUUGUACCUCUUUUGCCUCAGACCCCAACACCCCCUUUGUCAGUUUCUCUCCACCUUUGGACCACGACGAUUACCUUUGGAGCCUGGAGGAUAGUGAGGGAGUGUCAGAUUUCUUCGACACCUAUGAUCUUGGAGAACUGUUGAAGAGCUGAGGUGUAGAUGUGGGCAGGAGGACAUUUGGGGAGAUUAUGGGGGUAAAUAUUUAAUUCAAUGCCAUCUCGAGGUAGGAAAUAAUACACUAUAAAGCCAUAACUCUUAGUUUUUACCAUGCCUGUUUUAAUGUUAAUGAUUUCAAAGGAGGAUUCUCCCCCCCCCUUGUUUUAUUGUAACAAAGUAAAAAUAAUUUGUACAUAACACUGAUGGUACUGGAAGGUUGGUGUUUAAAAAGCAGGCACUGUUUUUGAUCAUUCACAUUUUCAGAUUGCGCUACAAACAGAAAACAUGUAAUAACUCUUACAAACACAGUAGUUAUUGUGCAUAUCACAUCCCCAAGCAACACAAUCUGUUGCAUUGGGUUCAGUGUGACAACUCAGGAAUUGUUUUCUUUCUUGUUUCCAAAGUCUAAAUAUGUUGUGCCACUCUUUGGCCCACAGGGGGCAGCCUUGUAUUAUGUCAGCUUUAACUGCCGUGCAGCUUUACAAGAUUCAAUCACUGGAAUUAGUGUAAACUAAAGCCCAUCAAGAACUCACAGGGUGGGUUUUUAAGACCGUACCUGUCUUCAACACUGACCAAAUUAAGCUUAAGCAUCUCCAGCUUCAGUACAGUUUCGUGUGAAAUCUGAUUUUGAGCUCAUGUUUUUUGCUCAUGUUGCUUCUGUCUGAUAAGGUUUUCUCUUUCCUGCCUUGAGCUUUUUGUCAGGCCUUGCACCUGUUUGGUUCUGCAUUGUGUGCCAACAUGUGAAAGGUAGCUUCUGACACCAGAAAGUGGACCCAGAUCCAGAGUUAAUGACUCAUAAUAAGUACUUUGUUAACACACACACACACACACACACACACACACACACACACUCUGACUGAGCAAGAGAGUCGCUCUUGUUGUUUUGGCAGCUUUAUUUUGAAUCCAGGUGCUCCUUUAUGGAUAAGAGUUUGCUCAUUUUGAUUUAAAUUGUUUGAUUCAGUGGUGUGAAACUACUAUUGUAUUUCUGAGGAAAUAACCAAAAUAAAUUAAAUGCAGCAUCUGUGUUGCAGAUGUGGGGGUUAAUUGAUGUAAUUAAUGUUUACUUAGAGUAUAGAUUAGUUUUUUCUCUGGUUCAAAAAUGAAUGAAGUCUGUUGAUCUAGCAGCAACAGAAACAAAAAGGUAUUUGUACCUUUUACUGUUAAAAUGUCAAGCCCAUGAAUGCUUCCCCACAUGCGGUGGUGCAACCCUUUUAAAUGUCAAAGACAAAGUCAGAGUAGCUGCGACUUGUAUCUUUAUUUUUCGAAGCGUUCUAGACAUUUGGAAAUUUGAAUUUCAUACUGAUGUAUUUUUGGCUUUCCCUCUACACUGCGGAGAUAAGCUAACUGUCCUGUCCUAACGAAACUUGAAAAUGUGUGUUUGUGUGUGUAUUUGACAGCUUGGGAAAUUGGUGUCAUGGUGUGUUUGUGUGUGAGAUUUUACAAUGUAGAUUAGAGAAUGUGAAUUCAGAAUUUUUAGGUUUAUUAUUAUUAUUAUUAUUAUUUUCAAUGAGCAUUAUUUUUAUGGUAUUUGUACAUAAUUUGUUUUGUAUUUAUACCUAUUUUUUUCUGAAUUUUUUUAAAGUCUUUUUUACAGAAGACUAAACUGUUCUUGUAUGACAUGCGGCACUUAAUAUUUUGUAAUAUUGUGUGGUCUGUUUGAAAUGAUUAAAUAAAUACUGAAGCCAUAGUUUA
Cyclopterus lumpus (lumpfish) is the source of this 3636-nucleotide messenger RNA. It is a transcript of the gene e2f2, whose product is annotated as E2F transcription factor 2. Gene Ontology annotation, molecular function: RNA polymerase II cis-regulatory region sequence-specific DNA binding; protein dimerization activity; DNA-binding transcription factor activity, RNA polymerase II-specific. Gene Ontology annotation, cellular component: RNA polymerase II transcription regulator complex. The transcript has 7 exons. Gene Ontology annotation, biological process: regulation of transcription by RNA polymerase II. The coding region runs from base 600 to 1940 and encodes 446 amino acids. The record is from RefSeq and is a predicted model, not a curated record. NCBI's taxonomy places the organism in Eukaryota, Metazoa, Chordata, Actinopteri, Perciformes, Cyclopteridae.